AUGGGUCAAGCUCUAGCAGUUGUCGAUGUCUCGCCCGCUCACGAAAGGAGCGAGGCUACUGAAGAUAAGAUCCUCGCCACCCCCGUUGGCUUGACGGAGCGCCUGGCAAAGCUUGAGUCGUCGCAGCGCGUCUGCGACGAAGAUGAACGGAUGCUCGGCGCUGUUGAAAGUGGCAUGUUUGCUUCCGCCCUUGACGCAAACAUUUGCGGUCGACCGAUGACCAUCGAUGCGCUUGGGUCUCCGGAGCAGAAGCCAGCUUACCCGGCGCGAGCGCCAGCGCCGAACGAUAGCGUGCCGAUGUUUUCGUCCUUGGCACCACCGCGCGGACAAGCGCCGCCCCAGCAACGAGUACCCGCGCAAGCAGCAGCAACAGCAGUAGGAGCCCAUCAGCAAGCAAGAGGGGUGGACUACAUCUCGAAACCGACUUCUAGCCAGUGA
This is a messenger RNA of Peronospora matthiolae, 438 nucleotides long. Lineage: Eukaryota; Oomycota; Peronosporomycetes; Peronosporales; Peronosporaceae. The record is from the annotation of a GenBank genome assembly.